Molecule: messenger RNA, 5953 nt
Organism: Nerophis ophidion (straightnose pipefish)
Lineage: Eukaryota; Metazoa; Chordata; Actinopteri; Syngnathiformes; Syngnathidae
Gene: atrnl1b
Product: attractin-like 1b
Exons: 29
Coding region: 690-4784 (1364 amino acids)
Cellular component (GO): Golgi apparatus
Molecular function (GO): protein binding
Source: RefSeq, a predicted model, not a curated record
UUUAGUUUUCUCCAACCUGAGGAGCUGUCUGGAGGUUCGCUACCAAUUUCUGUCAUGUUUAGAUAGCAUCAGCGCCCAUUUUUCCUCCCCAAAAGCUUCCUUUUUUGGGGUGGGGUUGAUAUGAAAUGAAAUACGUUGUAAACGAGAAAGAAGGCUAAAAAAAAAGCUAUGGUGGAGUGAAACAAGAAGCUCCGAAAAGUGCCGAGGAGGGUCUACGGUUGUCCCCCACAUCACAUCCAUGUUGGCCGCCGCAGCCUGCGCUCUGGUUCCGGGGCUCCGAGCGCCACCGAAGCUUUGUUCUCCCGUGGACAACAUCCGGCUGCGUGGCUUGUGGAAGGACUCCCCCGCAGCGCGGCUGCCGUCCCCGAAUGUGUCUUGAGGACGUGUGGGGAAAAUGGCUGCUGGAAAGCGGGCAUGAAUCAAUGCUGAGAGGCCGAGCUGCGGAGAAGCUAAAUACGCUAACAUGCUAAUAAACACUCAGCAUGCUAACGCGUUUUCAUCCACGCUUAUUAUCUUUUUUUGCCAGCACAAAAUGUUGCUUUAAAAACACCAAGCGUUUUGAUGCUGAAUUUGAUUAUGCGCAGCCCCCGAGGAAUAUGCGGAACUUUUAACUGAAAAAUUGCUGCUCCAAACCGAACUUUCAUCAUUUUUUUUUUUUUUUUUUUUUUUAAAUCGGUGUCAAACUAAAAAUGGAUCCUACCGGGAGAUGUGCUGCCUCUCCGCCACAACUCCGCGGCGUCGUCGUCAUGGUGGUCUGGGCUCUGGUCCACUUGGUUCUGUUGACCCACGCCUCGCCGCCGAAAGCCUGCGACAAGUCGUGUCUGUCCGGGAAAUGUGUGAACGGGUCCUGCGUGUGUGACCCGGGAUGGGUGGGAGAUCAAUGCCAGCACUGCCAGGGAAGGUUCAAGCUUACUGAGCCUUCGGGAUUCCUCACGGACGGUUCGGUCAGCUACAAGUACAAAACAAAGUGCACCUGGCUUAUCGAAGGCUUUCCAAACGCCGUUCUUCGCUUGCGGUUUAACCACUUUGCCACAGAAUGCAGUUGGGACCACAUGUAUGUAUAUGAUGGAGACUCCGUAUACGCACCCCUCGUUGCUGUUUUCAGCGGCCUCAUUGUACCGGAGGUGCGGGGAAACGAGACUGUUCCUGAGGUGGAGGCCACUUCAGGCUAUGCACUACUACACUUUUUCAGCGAUGCUGCCUACAACCUGACUGGAUUUGAGAUAUUCUACUCGAUCAACUCGUGUCCCAACAACUGCUCGGGCCACGGGAAGUGCACGCCUGGCAACUCGGCGGCCAGCCGCGUGUACUGCGAGUGCGACAAGUACUGGAAGGGCGAGGCCUGCGACAUCCCCUACUGCAGGAAUAACUGCGGCAGCCCCGACCACGGCUACUGCGACCUCACCGGCGAGAAGCUGUGUGUUUGCAACGACAGCUGGCAAGGCCCGGACUGCUCCCUCACCGUGCCUUCCACCGAGUCGUUCUGGGUGUUGCCCAGCGUCAAGCCCUUCGGUACGUCGCUGGGCCGGGCCUCCCACAAGGCGGUGGUGCAGGACAAGGUCAUGUGGGUGGUGGGCGGCUACGCGUUUAACUUCACCUCCUUCCAGAUGAUUCUCAACUACAACCUGGAGAGCGGCAUCUGGAACACGGUGCCCAUAAACAGCGGCCCUGUGCCCAGAUAUAGCCACUCGCUCACCUCCUACCAAGAGGACAUCUUCAUGUUUGGCGGAAAGCUGGAGGCCGGCUGGAAUAAUGUGACAGACGAGCUGUGGGUCUUCAACAUCCCUAGCCGGACGUGGCAGCGGAGAAACCCGGUUACGGGCCCCCCGACUCAGGCGCAGAUCUAUGCGGUGGAGGGCCACACGGCGCACUGCGUCGUCCUGGAUGGCGGCGAAGUGAUCAUGCUGGUCAUCUUCGGCUACUCGCCUGUCUAUAGCUACAUCAGCAGUGUUCAGGAGUACAAUCUGAGGACCAACGCCUGGCUUGUGCCUGAAACCAAAGGAGCUUUCCCCCAGGGAGGUUACGGCCACAGCAGCACGUACGACCGAGCCAGCGGCAGCGUGUACGUCCACGGGGGCUACAAGGCGCUGCCCGCUAAUAAGUACGGCCUUGUAGAUGACCUCUACCGCUAUGAUGUCAACAUGAGGACAUGGUUCAUUUUGCGUGAAAGCGGCUAUCCGCGUUACCUGCACUCCGCCGCCCUACUCAGCGGAAACUUACUCAUCUUUGGCGGCAACACCCACAACGACACGUCGCUAAGCAACGGGGCCAAGUGCUUCUCGGCGGACUUCCUGGCUUAUGACAUUGCGUGCGACGAGUGGAGGCUCCUGUCAAAGCCCGACCUGCACAGAGACGUCAACCGCUUUGGACACUCUGCUGUGGUCAGCAACGGUUCCAUGUUUGUGUUCGGCGGCUUCUCCGGGGUGCUCCUCAACGAUGUGCUGGUAUAUCGGCCAUCCAGCUGCCAGGCCUUCACCACAGAGGACGGGUGUGCUAAAGCCGGUCCUGGGGUCCGCUGCAUUUGGAGCCGGGACCGCUGUAUCCUCUGGGAGGCCAGCAUGAACACAGAGAGCCUUGCUCUUGCUCCAUUUUGCCCGCCAAAACCAGCUACUAUUGACGAGCGAUGCAACCGAUUUUCCGACUGCGCCAGCUGUACGGCCAACACCAAUGGGUGCCAGUGGUGCGACGGAAAAAAGUGCAUCUCAGCGUCCAGCAACUGUACUGUGAACGUGAGGAACUUCACUGCAUGCCACGUGCGGAAUGAACAGGUGUGCAGCAAACUGGCCAACUGCAAAAGCUGCUUGCUAAAUCUCAACUGUCUGUGGGACCAAAAUCAGUCCGAGUGCCGUGCCCUGCCGGCCCAGCAGUGCAGCGAGGGCUGGAGCAUGGUGGGCGAAGCCUGCCUGAGGAUCAACUCCAGCCGCGAGAGCUACGACAACGCUCAGCACUACUGCAAGAAUCUCCACGGCAACAUCGCCUCGCUCACCACUGCCAAGCAGGUGGACUUUGUGCUGGAGGAGCUGAAAAAGCUGCAGCAACAAGACAAGCGUUUGUCGCCCUGGGUGGGCCUGAGGAAGAUCAACGUGUCGUACUGGGGCUGGGAGGACAUGUCGCCUUUCACCAACAGCAGCCUGCGUUGGUUGCCCGGCGAGCCCAACGACUCGGGUUUUUGCGCCUAUCUGGAGGAGCCGCAGGUUUCGGGCCUCAGGGCCAACCCGUGCACGGCCACCGCUCACGGCCUCAUCUGUGAGAAAGCCACAGGAAACCCCAAUCAGAGCGCCCGCCCACCCUGCAAGAAACCGUGCUCGCUGCACACUACCUGUGCCAACUGCACCAGUCAGGGAAUGGAGUGCAUGUGGUGCAGCAGUGCACAGCGCUGCGUAGACUCCACCGCCUAUGUCAUCUCCUUCCCUUAUGGCCAGUGUCUGGAGUGGCAGACGGGAGACUGUUUGGCCCAGAACUGCUCCGGCCUGCGGACAUGCAGCCAGUGCUUGGAGCAGCCCGAGUGCGGCUGGUGCGGCGACCCCAGCAGUACAGGAAAGGGCCUGUGCACGGAAGGCUCUUACAGGGGGCCCAUGAAGAGGCCGGCCAAGCAGGGACAGUCCCAGGACUUGAGCUUGGAGCCAAGCAUCUGCCCCAAAGACAAAGGCUACGAGUGGACAUUCAUCCACUGCCCGGCGUGCCAGUGUAACGGCCACAGCACGUGCGUGAACGGCAGCGUGUGCGAGCAGUGUCGUAACCUCACCACCGGCCCCAAUUGUCAGACCUGCAUGGCCGGUUACUACGGAGACCCAAUCAACGGCGGCAAAUGCCAGGCCUGUAAGUGCAAUGGACAUGCAAGCGUGUGCCAGGUGCUAACUGGCAAGUGCUUCUGUACCACCAAGGGCAUCAAAGGGGACCAGUGCCAGCUGUGCGACUCAGAAAACCGUUACCUUGGCAAUCCACUCAGAGGGACCUGCUAUUACAAUCUGCUGAUCGACUACCAGUUCACCUUUAGUCUCAUUCAGGAAGAUGAUAACCACUACACGGCCAUCAACUUCAUGGCCUCACCUGAGCAGGCCAACAAGAACUUGGACAUGUCCAUCAAUGCAUCUAACAACUUCAACCUCAAUAUCACUUGGUCUGUGGGAUCCACAGCUGGAACCAUCUCUGGCGAGGAGGUACCCAUCGUGUCCAAGAGCAACAUCAAGGAAUAUAGAGAUAGCUUCUCUUGUGAGAAGUUCACCUUCAGAACCAACCCCAAUAUAACCUUUUAUGUCUACGUCAGUAACUUCUCAUGGCCCAUCAAAAUCCAGAUCGCCUUUUCCCAACACAACAGCAUCAUGGACCUUGUACAGUUCUUUGUGACAUUUUUCAGUUGUUUCCUGUCGCUUCUCCUUGUGGCGGCGGUGGUGUGGAAGAUCAAACAAACCUGCUGGGCUUCACGGCGGCGAGAACAACUAAUGAGGGAGCGUCAACAAAUGGCAAGUCGUCCGUUUGCUUCAGUCGCCCUCGCACUGGACACUAAAGGAGAGCAAACCGAAAUGCUGCAGCCGAUGGUCGAUGGCCCACCUAAGCCUGUUGCAAUGGAGCCAUGUUCUGGAGGGAAAGCCGGAGUGUUGACGGUCCUCAUGCGUCUUCCGUCCGGACCCACCAACUUGCCUCCGCCUGGACAGUCAGGCCUCAUCGUGGCGAGCGCGCUGAUCGACAUCUCCCAGCAAAAACCAUCUGACUUUAAGGAUAAGUCGCAGGCUUUAAAGAACCGAAAGGCCCUCCCGCCGGCACACCAAGGCACCUGCGUCUGACCGCCGCCUUCAGCUCGUUGCUGCUGUCACCUGCUGCAGGUUUCCUGGGUGGAUCACGCCAUUCUCCGAGAGGAGAGGCGUCCACGCGGGGGAGAGGAUGAGUUACGGUUAAGGGUGUGGAAACAAAGGAAGCCCCUAUGCACAAACCCCCUCAAAGGACCUGCCGGACCCGAAAAAAGACUUGAUCCUUUUUGCACCUCGCUUCACAUGUUUAUUUAGACGCCUCCUUGUUCAUUUGCUCAGCAUGAGGGGAAAAGCUUAUCGCUAUGCAGUUGAAGCUAAAGCUGGCCUACGCCUGUUAAAUGCUGCUUAUUGGUCAUAUCCUUUUUUGUCGUUGCUGUUGUGUCAAGGUGCUGAAAAAAAAAAGAUUAACAGGUUUUUUUGACUGAAGGAACUCGCCCUGAGCACUAAUCACGCACCGUUGGGAAGACACCGAUGUCUGUUCUUAGCAUUAGCCGACUGAAGCGAACCGCUUAUGGGAAACGAGGGGAAAACUGGAAAAAUCGCAAGAAGAAUCCUCAUCGUUUUUGUCCUCGGACGGAUGCAAUUUGGGAGGGAGAGAGCGAAUGGACAACUCUGGGGUUUGUUUUGUAUGUUUUUGACUUUAUCCCCAAUGUUAAGAACAUUACCUUUUUGUAACGCCUUGCCCAAUUUUCAAAGCUGUUUUUAUCCCCUGCCUGAGCUGUACAGUGUUUUUUGCUUUUGAAAAAAUGUGACUCACUCUCCUCUCUUGUUUCCUCAUUUAUUUGAAGCCUAUUAUAUUUACCAUAAAUGGUCACUUUUGUUACACUUGUGAAAAAGAGCAUUGGGGUUUUUGUUUUGAUAUUUAACGGAUUCCUGUGUAACAGCACAUUUAACUGCAUUUGUUAUCUUUUUUUUUUGUUGUUGAACCCCUUCAGGACUAUUUGGGCAUUCGCCUGUUCUUGUGGUCGUCGUUGCAAAGUGUUCAUUAUUUGUCGCAUCUCUUCAAGCAUCGUAUGUAAGCUAACAUGUCCCUUAUCGUGUUUUUUGUACAGUAGUCCUAUGACCGUGUCAUUACACAGGAAUCGGGUCUCGCUGGAUAAAAAAAAAAACACGAGAUGAGAGACUGCCCGUCAGUGAUUGUCAGUGUAUUUUAAGGAUGAACAACAUGAAGGAAUAUUAAAACAAAGGAAAUUAUUUCAAUUGUA